Messenger RNA from Ustilaginoidea virens, 1464 nucleotides. RefSeq lists its product as uncharacterized. NCBI's taxonomy places the organism in Eukaryota, Fungi, Ascomycota, Sordariomycetes, Hypocreales, Clavicipitaceae. The transcript has 7 exons. Gene Ontology annotation, molecular function: heme binding; oxidoreductase activity, acting on paired donors, with incorporation or reduction of molecular oxygen; monooxygenase activity. The record is from RefSeq and is a predicted model, not a curated record. Bases 1 to 1464 code for a protein of 487 amino acids.
AUGCUUCUCUCCCCAGUGUACCUAGCCCUCACUGCGGUCGUGCUCUUGGGCAUUCACAUCCUCCGGCACCUUAGCUCGCCCCUUCGAAAGGUUCCUGGACCGGCCGUCAGCCUGUUUACGUCGUUGUUAUUGAAAUGGAAACAAGUCAAUGCUGCUAGAACGCUCUACAUCCACGCCCUUCAUGAACAAUACGGACCCGUUGUGCGGAUUGCCCCAAACGAGGUUUCCUUCACCUCAUGGCCUGCCCUCAAGGAGAUAUACUGCUCCGGGGGCAGUGGCUACGAUAAAUCCGACUUCUACAAUCUGUUCAAGGUUUAUGGAAGGAGGACCAUGUUUACCACACUGAACAAGGCUGAUCAUGCAAGACGUAAGCGCAUCCUCGCAGAUCGGUAUGCCAACACAAAUAUAAUGCGUAGUGUAUCCUUGGACGGUAUCCGAAAACGAUCGAGGGAAUUCCUGGAUCGAUGCACGGCGGCAGGUGAUUCAGCUACGGACGUAUUUAUUUCUCUUCAUGCGUAUGCGUGUGAUUGCAUCACCCACCAUUUGUUUCAUCCCAACGGCUCUGACUGCAUUGGAAAGAACAUGGACGAGGAAAUGAUGCAUCAGGUCGCUGCAGACGACAGCUUACAGAAUCGGCUCAUUGCAUACUAUUGCCCAACUCUGCACCGUUUGUUUGCCGGAAUAUUGUCGCUAUUUGUUAAACCCCGGUUUGUGCCUUUGGCAGACAAUUUUGUCCUGGAAGCCAGCAAGCGCACCAACGCUGCAAGCUUCACCCUCAUGAGCCGUCUGAAGGAGAAGACUGCCAAUCUUGACCAGAUUGACGUGGCAGCGGAAUGUCUCGAUCACAUGGUGGCUGGAAUAGACACGACGGGCGACACGCUUUGCUUUCUAAUGUGGGAGCUUUCGCAGCCUCGAUCUCUUCAUCUGCAGCAACGACUCGCGGAGGAAUUUCAAGCGCAUCCAGACGUAAGCACCCACUCGCUCCCCUUCUUGGAUGCCGUCUUGUGUGAAGGACUCCGAUGCUAUCCGGCAAUCCCAAUGUCCUUGCCUCGGCUGGUACCUCCCGGGGGUCGGACCAUUGAUGGCUAUGCCAUCCCGGGGGGAGCAAUUGUUAGCUGCCAAGCUCUUUCUGUGCACCGCAUCAACAAUCAUGUUUACCCAGACCCCGAAAAAUUCAACCCCGACAGGUGGAUGAGUCCCGAGGGCGAUGCAGAUAGGCGACGGUUGUUGUUUUCCUUCUCCAGCGGAGGAAGGGGCUGUGUUGGGAAGCAUCUUGCCAUUGCGGAGAUGAAGGUUUUACUCAGAGACGUUUAUUCACAGUACAGAACAGUGCCGGACGCUUCUAUGACGGCUGAAUCGAUGACCAUGUCGGAUCAGCUUAUAUCAACGAGGCCACUGGGCAAGAAGUGUCUGCUCAGGUUCCAUGCUCUACAGGAGUCAGACUUGGGGUCCCAGACCGGGUAG